AUGACCAAAGACAGUAAUUCUAAGAACAAAACUAUCAUUAUACGCGUUCAGGUCGCACAAUCUAAACUAUUCACAAAGAACGAAAACGAAGGAUUUCGAGAACUAUACAAGUUACGACACCACAAGGAAGCCUAUUAUCCAUUAGCUUGUUAUUAUGAACAACACCAUGAUGAUGAGAAAGCAUAUGCAUAUUUUGAGAAAUGUCAAAACAAGUACAGAAUGGCAUUAAUUUUGAAAAGGCAAUCAAAGGAGAAACAGUCACUCCAUUAUAUGGUAUCGGCAGCAAAUGACGGUAAUAAGUAUGCUCAGUUCAUGAUGGGCUUGUAUUUUCAACAUGGUUCACUUGUCAAGCAAUCCAUCCAACUGGCAAAAAUGUGGUACCAAAGAUCGGCAAACACUGGCUUUGCGGAGGCUCAAACCGCCCUGAGUAACCUGCUAAUUCAUCAGGCAAAACUUGAAAAUAAUCCUAGCUUAAUACAAGACGCUCUUUUUUGGCUAUCUAAAGCUGAAGCACAAGAAAAUGCAAGCGCUUUAAUUCGACUUGGCUCUUUGCAUGAAGAAGGCAUCUUGGUACAACAAGACGAUUUAAAGUCAAUAAAUUAUUACAAACGAGCAGCUAUCUCCCCUUGUAUUUCACCUCCUAUCUCAUCGUUCGCCCAUUACUUGGUAGGCAUUAAUUAUAGACUCGGCGAUUUAGGUCUUGAACAAGAUACCAACAUUGCCUUCAAACACCUUACUAUAUCAUCUAAUCUCGGCUUUAGUCACGCCCAACGUGCUUUGGGACUGAUGUAUGCAAAAGGUAUUGGCACCGAAAAAAAUCUAAAUUUGUCGCAUAAAUUAUUAGAAUCUGCUUCUUCUCAAGGUGACCUUCGUUCUCUAAGUCUAAUGGCUCAUACCAAAGAAACACUGGACUCGUAUCAUGAAGCCGCUGAAAUGGGUUCCCUGUCUUGCCAAAUUGCUUUAGCAUUUUUAUUGCAAUCAAAACAUCAAUACACGCUUGCAUUUAAAUGGUUUCAAAUAGCUGCUAAAGGUACCCCGACCACAUCAUCAAAAAAAUACGGGCCGGAUUCCAGCUUGGAACAAUGCAAUAUAGCAAGACUUAUGCUCGCAAGAUAUACAUAUAAUGGCUGGGGUGUUAAAAAAGAUGUUUCUUGGGCAAUCAAUGAAUUGAAAGAGCUUUCAGCAAAUGACUUUAAAGAAGCUCAUUAUUGGUUAGCUGCUUGGUAUGAAGAAGAAAAAGACCUAGACAAGUCGCUUGCUUUAUACACUAAAGGUGCGAUAUCAGGUGACGUUGAUUGUCAAUUUCAAGUAGCCUACAUGCUAUCCAACGGUUAUCAAUCAAACAGUACUUGCAUUAAGGAUGUCGAAGCCGCUUUUUCUUGGUAUUUGAAAGCUGCAGAAAAUGGGCAUAAAACAGCUCAAUAUAGUGCAGGUCUAUACUAUGAGAACGGCUUAUUUAUGUCUGUUGACUUAAAAAAAGCGAUAUAUUGGUACACCCGCGCUGCUAAACAAGACAUUACACUGGCCAUGGUGAGAUUAGCAAGAUUAGUAAAAUCUACGGACAAAGUGGUUUAUUGGUUGACAACAGCGAUUGAUAAAGGGGAUAUAUCAGCGUUACGUGAAUUAGCCACAUUUUAUAAAAAUGGUUUAAUUGAAGGGUACCAGCAACAUCAAGAAGCGUUUGAUUUAUUUCAAAAGGCUGCAUAUAGAGAUGAUGCAAUGUCUUGGCAUGCCCUGUCGGAAUUCUACGAACAAGGUAUCAUCGUACCUGUCAAUCUUGAAAAAGCAGUUUCCUGUUUAGAGAAAGCAGAAGUGUUAGGAUAUUCAGUUGCAGCUUUGGAUUUGGCAGAACUGUACUGCAGAAACAAAAUGAUGGAAGAUGCUUUAAUUGUAUAUACCAGACUCACUGAAGCUUACAGUAUAAAAUCUACUACUGGCUGGAAUGCACGGCUCAAAUUUUCAAGAAUGAUUAUAUUUGAAGAUGGUGGUACUGAAAAGGAUCAGCUUAAAGUCUAUUCUUGGCUAAUGCAUAUGCAGUACAAACGAAAUAAACCACUAGCCCAAGUAUUUGAAUUUCUAGGCUAUUGUACAGAGAACGGUAAAGGAACCGCCAUAGACAAGGAUGUAGCUUUACACUGGUAUAUAUCUUGCGUUGAAGCAAAAGAAUUCGAUUGGGCUAAACAACGCUCACUUUGUAGACUUGUGAGUUACUAUAUGGAUCAAAAGGAUUACGCUUCAGCAUACUAUUAUUUGGAAAUUCUGAAACCCGACCUAGAUGAUAUGAGACAGUUGUCCACAGAUGCUAAUAUUCAGGCACGUCGAGUGAAAUAUUUUUUAGGGUAUCUAUUGAUGUAUGGUUUGGGUACAGAAAGAAAUAUACAGAGUGGCGUUUCUUGGAUAACAUCUGCUGCUGAUGAUGGUGAUAAUGACGCAGUUUAUGAAUUGGGCAAAUAUUACUCCACAAUAAAUGAAGAAGAAGAAGCCAAACAUCGAUACGAAGAAGGCAUUGGACAUGCAGGAUGUAUGCGCGCAUUAGCAAUGAUUUUACUCUCCGAAGAAAGCGACCAACCCGAUGAAUAUGAGGAUUAUGAUGGUGGUGCUCAUAUUUUAGGUUUAUUAGAAAGUGCAGCUAAUAUGGGAGAUACAGAAGCAAUCUAUCAACUUGGGAUUGCGCAUGAAGAUGGCCUUGGCUCCGUUACUUUAAAAGAUAGCGAAACUGCUCUGGCUUAUUAUAUAAAAGCAGCAACCGGAAUGCAUGAGCUAGCUAUGGUAAAAGCAGGUGAAAUCCUAAGUAAUUCCUUAGGGAGGUACGAAGAUUCAAUAUACUGGUUUCAGAAGGCUGUCAAUUUAACAAACAAUAUCAAAGCAAAAGUCAUGCUAGUCUCAUUUGAUUUUCAAGGUCACAGCAAGACAGACAAAAAUGACAUGUAUCAUUUUGAAGUGCUCCGAAAUAUGAUUCAUGAAGAAAUGGCAAACAUGGAAGAAGAAGAUUCACAAGCCAAUGACCAACAAUUAACGAUGAGAAAAGAAGGGCUUGGUCUGGCAUUUUAUAUCCUAGGUCAGUGUUACGAACUUGGACGUGGGACACCUGUCAACAUAUCAUUAGCAAUAGAGUGGUAUCGUCGCUCUGUACUCAUUUCACAGCAUGUGGAAGCCAUGUGGAGAUUAGGAAUUAUUUACAGCAACUUGGAAGGGGAUAAAAUAAGCGCCCUAGAAUGGUUCAGAAAGGCAGCAGAGAAAGGAAAACACCGUGAUUCACACUACCAGUUGGGUUUAUAUCAUUUAAAUGGUCUUGGAGGAUUGGAAAGAAAUAUUAUUGCUGCCCAAAAAUACUUUUCAAAGGCAUCUGACGGGGGUCAUCCGUUAGCUACAUUUGAAUUAGCACGCAUAGUCUGGAACCGUAACGAUGAUCAUGUAUUCGGGUAUGAACUAUUUAGACUGGCGGCACAACUUGGCGUCUCUGAUGCGUUACGAGAACUUGGUCAUCUAUCCCACAGGGGAUUUUCGUCGGAAGGUAUCACUAUUGUACAUCAAGAUUAUAAGAGAGCCUUUGGCUACUAUUGUGAGGCUGCACAGAAAGGAGAUCCAACGGCAGCACUUAUGGUAGGUAAUUAUUUUGAAGAGGGCUAUCUGAAAGAAGAGUUAGGCCAAGAUUGUGAAAGAGCACUUCAGUGGUAUGAAUCAGCAUAUCGACUAAAUGGUGGUGGAUUAACGGAGCUAGCUAUUGGUAAACUAAAGCAUAUCAUGGCUGAAUCAAUUAAUGAUCCCAAAGAAGCAGAUGAUAUGAGAGAAGAAGCAUUCGUUUGGUUUGAAAGUGCAGCCAUUAGCUCAAUAAACAAGCACCAGGGGUUUUGUGCUAAAGUGAUGGUCGCUCUUUAUUAUUUAAACGGUUGGGGACGAAAGUCACAAGAUACCCAGACAGGAUUGAGCAUAUUGCUGGACAUAGCAAAAGCUGGUGGCAGUGUGGCAUUUGUACCUAUUGCUAGAUGUUAUGAAGAAGGUAUUGGAACUGAACGUGACAUGCUCAAAUCAAUAGCAUACUGGGAGAUGGCGGCCGAUAUGGGCAAUCACGAAGCAGUCAUAAGAAUUAACCAGAGUUAUGAAGCAGGUUUAUCUGGCCAAAACUCAGACUACGAAUCUGUAAAACAAUAUUACGAUGCCACAAAAAUGACAAAUCGUCCUCUUAUUCUUGGUUUAUUAAGAGAAAUAUAA
Molecule: messenger RNA, 4212 nt
Organism: Mucor mucedo
Lineage: Eukaryota; Fungi; Mucoromycota; Mucoromycetes; Mucorales; Mucoraceae
Exons: 5
Coding region: 1-4212 (1403 amino acids)
Molecular function (GO): protein binding
Source: RefSeq, a predicted model, not a curated record